CCGUGAUGUGGAAGCGCAAAACAAUAUGGCCGCUCGCUGAGCACGUCUGUCAAAUAUUUAGGCACUGGUCCUGACACGCAACUUCGAGAUAUUUGGAUACUGUUUUUUUUCCUAUUUUAAAAGGGGGUUGCCGUCCCGCGUGAGAUAAAACGGGAUAAUGUUGACGGCAGCUGCGAGUAUAUCUAACAAUGGUGGCUCGUACGGUGUCGAGAGGCCGCCUACUCCAGACGUCGAUCUCUUUGAUACGAUGGAAAUGCCUUCGUUCAUGAGCGGAUUAUUUCACCCCGAGUACAAAAAGCAUGAGGAUCUUAAGGAGAUGCUGGACAGUAAUAAGGAUGGACUUAAAUUGGAAGCUAUGAAACGUAUAAUUGGGAUGGUGGCCAAAGGAAAAGAUGCAUCAGAAAUGUUUCCAGCUGUUGUGAAAAAUGUAGUAUCUAAGAACAUUGAGGUAAAGAAGCUGGUAUACGUUUAUCUAGUCCGUUAUGCGGAGGAUCAGCAAGAUCUGGCGCUUCUGUCCAUAUCGACGUUUCAAAGGGCUUUGAAGGAUCCCAAUCAGCUGAUUCGAGCAAGUGCUCUAAGGGUGUUGUCCAGUAUACGUGUUUCCAUGAUAGUACCUAUUGUGAUGCUGGCCAUCAAAGACUCGGCCAGUGAUAUGUCGCCAUAUGUGCGAAAAACUGCCGCUCACGCCAUUCCUAAAUUAUACUCAUUGGACAAUGAGCAAAAAGAGGAGUUGAUAGGUGUACUCGAAAAAUUACUAUCUGACAAAACCACCCUUGUAGUAGGCUCCGCUGUGAUGGCUUUCGAAGAGGUGUGCCCUGAGAGAAUAGAUCUUAUCCAUAAGAAUUAUAGAAAAUUGUGUAAUUUAUUAGUGGAUGUCGACGAGUGGGGCCAAGUGGUUAUUGUUAACAUGCUCACUAGAUAUUCUAGAACACAAUUUGUUAAUCCAAAUAUAGACAAUUUAGAAGAAGACGAAAAUCGGCCGUUUUACGACUCUGACUCCGAUUCUUCUGAUACAAAGAAACCAAAAUUUAUGUUGGAUCCUGAUCAUCGUUUGCUGUUAAGGAACACGAAACCCUUGCUACAAAGUCGAAACGCAUCCGUAGUGAUGGCGGUUGCUCAGUUAUAUCAUCAUGCGGCGCCUAGAAGCGAAGUUAUGACGGCUGCAAAGGCACUAAUACGAUUACUGAGAGGUCAUAGAGAAGUGCAAAGUAUUGUGCUUCAUUGUAUCGCUAGCAUAUCAAUUUCAAGAAAGGGAAUGUUUGAGCCAUUUUUGAAAUCAUUCUUUGUGCGGACUUCCGAUCCUACUCACAUAAAACUUCUGAAACUCGACAUAUUGACAAAUUUAGUAACUGAAACCAGCAUCAGCGUAAUAUUGAGAGAGUUUCAAACAUACAUUUCCAGCAGUGACAAGGAAUUUGUCGGCGCUAGCAUUCAGGCAAUCGGUAGAUGUGCGAGUAACAUUAAGGAAGUGACCGACAUGUGUCUCAAUGGGCUGGUAUCGUUGUUGAGCAAUAGAGAUGAGGCUAUUGUAGCAGAAAGUGUUGUGGUAAUAAAAAAGCUCCUACAAACGCAGCCAAAUGAGCAUAAAGACAUCAUUGCCCACAUGGCUAAGUUAAUGGAUUUCAUAACAGUACCUCAAGCCAGAGCAUCUAUCCUGUGGCUCCUAGGUGAAUACUCUGACAGAGUCCCGAAGAUAGCGCCAGAUGUGCUUCGAAAAAUGGCAAAAAAUUUCGUGAACGAACAGGAUAUAGUAAAACUGCAAACCUUGAAUUUAGCUGUGAAAUUAUGUUUGAACAAUCCCUCGCAAACAAAGCCGUUUUGUCAAUAUGUCUUCCAACUUGCCAAAUACGAUCAGAAUUACGACAUCAGAGAUCGCGCGCGUUUUUUACGGCACUUCAUCUUUGAGGAAGAUGGUGAUGCAAAGAUGCUUCCACAGUUCGCGAAAAGAGUUUUUCUUGCUCCGAAACCGGCACCGACUUUAACGUCCAGGUUCAAAGACUCGGAAUAUCAGUUAGGCACUCUGUCUCAUUACUUGGACAUGCCGUGCGUGGGAUACCGGCCUUUACCACCUUUUCCAGAUGUUACGCAAGAUCCGUCCGUGCGAGAUGUCUUGCCACCUGCGCAAGAGCUUAAAGAAGAGCGUCAUAGUAGAAAAGAAAAGGAGAAGAAGAAAAACAAGGAAAAAGAGAAAUCAUUCUAUACUGAUGAGGAGGAAAGCACUCCUGCCGAAGAAUCGGACAAUCAGUCAUCUGAUUCUUCGUCUAACGAAUCUUCAGACGAAGAUAGUGAUUCAUCAGAAUAUACAAGUGAAUCGGAUAAAUCUGAAACGGGCAGUGGAAAGAAAAAUGAAACAAAAUCCGACGAUACCGAAAGCGAAUCGUCGAGCGAUGAGGAGUCAGAUUCUGAAGACGAAGAAGAAGAUGAAGAAGAAAGCGAAACUCAAGAAAACGAGGAAGAGAAACCAAAAAUUAUCAAGCAAGAAGUACCGAAAGAAAAGCCAAAAAGCAACUUAGAUCUGCUAUUAGAUCUGGAUGACGUUGUUCCAAUGACACCUGUGAUGACGCCUAGUUUAGGUGGUUUUCUUACUCCAAUUAAUUCAACAAUCACAGAUGACGUUAGAGAGGUAUCAACGUCGUAUGUUCCGUUAAAAAAAACUACUUUGUUAAAUAGUAUCACAGGACACGGUUUAAAAAUUGAAUACAGAUUUACGAGAUCGCAGCAUUUAGUUAGCUCGAGUUUGGUUAAUAUCGAAUUAACAUUUUCCAACGAAGGCAACAAUGUCAUUAAAGAAAUUCAAAUAGGAAAUAAACAUUUACAAAAGGGUAUGUUCAUACACGAUUUUACGCAAAUAUCGUCUCUUGAUACGAACGCCACGUUAUCUUCGACACUAGGCGUUAAUUUUAAUGACUCCACUCAACCGGCCAACUUCAACAUUGACUUUGCGAUUAAUGACGAAAAAUAUUCGUGUCCGGUCAGCAUCAAACCGCCAAUCGGAGAGAUAAUAAGAUCUGUAACUUUACCUGAAAACAUGUUCAAUACGGAAAAGGCUAAAUUAAAGGGUAUGAACGAGCACAUAGCGAAAAUACCAUAUUCUGGGAACAAAAACGUUCUUCCUCAAAAAGUGUUCGAGACUGCGAACGUUGCAAGAAUAUUUAACGAAGAUGAAAUUAUGCGAUUUGCCGCUCAUACUUUAGCGUCUAAAUCGUUGGUAUUGGUAACAAUAAAAUUCAUUGAUGCCGAACAAUUGGAAGUUUGCGUGAAUUGUGAAAAAAUGGUUAUAGGAUCAAUUUUGUUAAAUGAAUUUAAGAGUAAUUUAAAAUAAAACGGAUAUCCGCUAUUAAUGGGAUUAAAUAAUACGGAUGUGUUUCAUAUACAUAUUUAUCAGGGAAUUUGAAUACUCCUUUGUUAAGUGAAGGUAAAUUUUUUCAAAUAACAUAUUCCAUUUAAUUUCUAAUAUAUGUAUGUAUGUACAUAUAUAUAUUUAUCCAGAUAUACGUACGUGUAUAAAAAAAUAUAUAUAUAUGUAUAAGUAUAAUAUAUAAUUAUAUAAAUAUCCUGUUACGCCAAUGUGAUGGCUUUUAUAAUAAAUUCUAAUCGCUUUUUAUCA
This is a messenger RNA of Solenopsis invicta (red fire ant), 3607 nucleotides long. RefSeq names its product AP-3 complex subunit beta-1 (gene rb). Gene Ontology annotation, cellular component: AP-3 adaptor complex; membrane coat. Gene Ontology annotation, biological process: vesicle-mediated transport; intracellular protein transport. NCBI's taxonomy places the organism in Eukaryota, Metazoa, Arthropoda, Insecta, Hymenoptera, Formicidae. The coding region runs from base 158 to 3322 and encodes 1054 amino acids. The record is from RefSeq and is a predicted model, not a curated record. The transcript is spliced from 10 exons.